AGCCACCAAAAAUGGGCUAACGCCUAUAACAACUUUGGAUCCACCAGCUCCCGAAAAUAUUUUAAAGCUAAUUGCCUGCAAGUGCAAGAAAGGUUGCCGCAAGACUUGUGGGUGCCGUAAAAAUGGCUUACGAUGCACCAUUCUCUGUCAGAUGUGCAAUCAAUCCUGCGAUAAUUUUCAAAUGGAAGAUACCCUACAAGGAGAGGAAGA
Messenger RNA from Bemisia tabaci, 210 nucleotides. The record is from RefSeq and is a predicted model, not a curated record. NCBI's taxonomy places the organism in Eukaryota, Metazoa, Arthropoda, Insecta, Hemiptera, Aleyrodidae.